Durusdinium trenchii is the source of this 1380-nucleotide messenger RNA. NCBI's taxonomy places the organism in Eukaryota, Dinophyceae, Suessiales, Symbiodiniaceae. The record is from the annotation of a GenBank genome assembly.
AUGGGAUGGUACGUACUUCUCUGGCUGCUUCUUGGGCAUGCCAAAGCUCAGCUGACACAGCUCCUCUCAGACUGCUUGUUUUUGCGUGGCGAGGGCAGGUGCGAGGAUCUGGUGCAGCGGGGCUACGCUUUGCCAGGUGAACUAGAUGUUGCCUUCAAGCUUUGCCCCGGCUCAGAGAUCCUGCAAGCACAUAAUAGUUUUCCUGUUGCAGUGAAACUGUCAUUGUCACAUGAUGGCAUGUACUUUGCUCACGUGGGCCAUCUCCGGCCGGGCUGGUCAAGCUGGCAGUUUCGUGCCAAUUACGUUCGAGUUGAGUGGACAAAAAUCAAGGAGCUCCAAACCCAAGCACCACGAGGAACCCUGGCUUUCUUUGGGCAACCAUGCGGUGACGGCAAUUUAACUCUUCCGAAAGGUCAGUGGCAUUUGCCUCGAGUGGUGGCGCGGCCCAAAGGCUGCUUCUCCACAGCGCUUUCGGAACGGUGCUGUCAUCCUUUAAGACCGCAAUGCUGGGGUCACAAUGCUCUCUUGGCCUUUGCAUGCUGCGCGGUCCCUUACAAGCAAGCUGGUUUGUCAACCUGCUUGGUCUCGAACGCCAAAUUCCCAAACGCCAAUCAGGACUGCAGAGGACAUCCCCUCAACUUUUUUCGCUCCUUCCAAGAUGGAAAUGAGCUGAGACUGGUGGUGGGAGGCCGUUUGUCUCAACAGCCAUUUCAGGCGAUCAAUGCAUCUUUGUCAACUGGCUGCCUUUUCCAAAGCAUACUCUAUCUGUUCCACGAGCUCCAUCACUUGAGCCGUGAUGCACAGUUUCUGGAAGCAAUCUCCCCUCUACAGCUUUACUCUUACGCUCGACUCUUUCAGGAAAUGAUGUUUGCCUGCGACCUGGAGGAGGUUCAGUUUUUUGAGCUGGCAGGGCUUUUGCCCACACAGAUGCUUUAUUUGGUGUGGCUCACAACGGGGAGGCGCUAUGACUGGCUUCUGGAUACAGUACCACGACCUCCUCGGUUGUUGAUCAUUGACAUUGGCACUGCUGGAGGUUUGGACACUGCAUUGUACUUAGCCUUGGGCGCAGAUGUGGUGUCCGUGGAGGCCAAUCCGCUUGCAAGCAACUGCACGAGUAGCCGCUUGACGCGGCAUUUGCGGAGUAGAAAGCUGAGAUUGCUCAAUGCCAAGAUCAGCACAGGUGUGGGACGUGAGGUUUUCCUGGGGUCAUCGCAUGCUUUGGACUUCGAGCGAGCUGGAGAGACAGAGCUGCCGAGAUAUGAUGCAAACAGGUAUGAGAACCGUGUUCACUUGCACACUACCAGCUGUGGAGAUCUAGUCGCCACGUAUGGCACCCCAUUCUACAUGAAGGUGGAUGUGGAGGAUAGGAUCCAUUUUUGA